GCCAUUUUAAGAAUUUUCUGAGAAAGUGAAGAAGUGUUUUCUGUCCUGUUCGUGACGGGUUAACGUGAAUAAUAAUUUAACAUAAAAAUUACCAAUAAUUUAAACAAAUAAAACGUUUUUACGUUACCAACAACAACAACCAAUACGGAAACGUCUAAACGAUUAAUAAAAUAUAAAACAGAAAAGCAAGAAAUUAGAAAAUUGCAUUCCAAGCCAACAACACAUACAAAAGAAAAAAUCAGAAGUAAAAAAGUAAGAAAAUUGAGAAGAAGAAGAUUCAGCGAAUAAAAAAAGUAAUUCUCAUUGGAUUUUUGCUUUUUAUUACACUCACGCACCAGUAGCAAGUAAAAGACCAACAAACAGUGUGAAUUGCAACAAACUCUCGUGUUAAGUAGUGCGAAAAAAAGAGAUAACUAUAGAGUGUUUACUAAGAGAACAUAUAGAGAAUAGUUGAAUUGCAAAAAAUAGAAAAAAAAGAAAUUUGAAUUGUUUUUUUUAAUAUUACUGAAUAUAUUUCUUUUUUCUUCUUUAAAAGAAAACUUUAGUUUUCUCUAUAAUAAAACAUAGAAAAGAAAAAAACAAUAAUAUAUAAAAAAAUAUUAUUGUGCAUGUUGAGUGUGAAAAAUUUUGCAAAAGGAAAAGUUUGCUAUUACGUCCAUUACAACAAAAAGAUCAACGAACUUCCGAAAGUAAGAAAGAUAAAGUAAAGGAAAACGAAUAAAGAGGAGUUGAAGGAAAAGAGGAUAAACAGAAGACUGAGGUUUAGUUAAUAAACUUACAUUAAAACAAAAAAGGAUUAACAAAAAAAAACUCCUAUAAAAUAAAUCAAACUAUUAUUAUUUAAAAAAGUCGUCAUUUCUACUAAGUUUUUAACAAAAAAGGACUUUAAAGAAAGAGAAACAAUAAAACACUUUCUCAACACUUCUCUAAGAAUUCAAAAAAUAAAGAAAAACCAAAACAAGAAGUAAAACAACCAACAAAAAAACCUGCCAAACAUAAUUAAAAUUCAUUCAAAAACAACAAAGUUCUUUUUGUUUUUCUCCACACACACAAGAAAGCUAACUAAAAUACUAAAAUAAAUAAGACUUUUUAUUCAUUAUUAUUUAAACACAAAAAAAUCCAAUACAAUUUUUUAUUUUGCAACAUAAGCAAUUAAUUGCAUAAAAAUAUAAAUAAUACAAAAAAGUCUAAAUAAGAGAUAAACACCAACAAAAACAAUAAGAGCACGACAACAACAAAAACAACUAUAUAAUAGUAAUAAAUACAAAAAUAUACUUAUUGUUUUAAACAAAACAACAGGCAUCAAUCUAUCUCCUCCAUUGAAUUUAAAACAAAUAGAAAACCAAACAACAAUAAAUAUAACAAAAAAUAAAAAAAGCAUAUUAGCAGUAGCCACAUACAAGCAGUAACAACCACAACAAGAUCCGAAGAGUGAGAGGUGCUUGGUGCACGAGGGGCAAGUUAACGCUAAUGAGGAUCUAUUGGCAGCAUGAGUACACUGGGGGGAAGUAGGGGAGAGCGAAAUGCCAAGCCCAAGUUCUCAGCACUCGAUAUAAAUCGAAUGUACAAAAAUAGUCGUGGUGAAACAACGGAACCUUCAGCACAAAAAAAUCAAGUGCCACGUAAACAUGGAAUGCAAAGUUUGGGCAAAGUGCCGUCCGCUCGGCGACCACCAGCUAAUUUACCAUCCUUAAAAGCUGAAACAACUAGUUCGCCAAUAAUUGCUAAUAAUAAUCUAACUGGUCAAGAAGGAGGCGUACAAACACCAACGUCUGGUAAUAAUCCAUUAAAAAGUACCAACGUAACUAAUAACAGCAGCAACAACAUUAGCAGCAACUCAAACAACAGUAAUAUUACUGCAAACAACAUCAAUAGUAGCAACAGCAGCGGCAGCAGCCUUCAUAAACAAUACAACAGUAACAGUAAUAAUAACAACAGCAGCAACAACAACAGUAGUAGUAAUAGCAAUAGCAACAGCACUGUUAUUGGAGUUGGUAGCAAAUUAAUAAAUAAUUCUGCACCCGUUGGUGGUAAAAACAGCGGUAGUAAUCAAAAUCAACACCACCACAAUCAACAGAAACCCAUAACAUGGUCUGCGGUAACAACAGGAAACGACAACCAACGAGGUGGGAAGAAUACAGCAAAUGUACCACCACUCUAUCAGAGUCCACAAUUUCAACACGAGUUUCCAACAUUAGAUGGCACAGUUGGUGGCGUCGGAAGCGGUGGCAAUGCGAAUGCUGCAAAUCGCCGAAGUGGCGGCGGCGGAGGAGAACGAAACGAAAGGGGAGGUGGGGACAGAGACAGAGGAGAUCAAAUGCACCAUCAUCAUCAUCAACAGCAGCAACAUCAUCACUCGAAUUCGAAUCAUCAUCAGAAUUAUCAUCAUCAACGUGGUGGAGAUUAUCAUCAUGGUGGUGGCGGCGGCGGAGGCCGACAUCAGCAGCAUCAUCAACAACGCAACGAGGCACACAACAACUACAGAGAUGGCAACGACGGAAACGGCGGCGAUCAAAAUCGCGACAUGAACGAAGUAAGCUUAAGACCCCAAACAGAUGCUGCAGCUUGGUUGCAACAACAGGAAAAGAACGCCAAAGGUGUUGCAGCCGACAACCAAGCGAACCAUCAGGGCCAGGGCCCCCAACAGGGUGCGGCUAAUAAUUCUGGCGCUGCAGUACCACUACCAAUAUUGGCCUUGAUGCCACCAUUUAUGCAGCGCGGUGUACCCCUACCAGCCGGAAGUGGCAGCGGUGGUGGCAAUGGUACAUCUUCCAGCUCAGGUGGUUCAAAUAUGGGACGUUCCCAGACACCACCCAACUAUCAAAAUGGUAUAACUAAAGAUUCGUCUUCAUCGUCGUUGAAUACACGAACACAAACACGCGGAAACAUACAAGACUAUCGCUCGAACUCAUCAAAUUCUUCGUCGGCAGUCAGCAGUUUCCGACAGGCCACGUCUAUACCCAAACGUCCUCCUUUACUUAAUACUCCUCCACUACCCAAUAGCAAUGGUGGUGGUGGUGGCGUUAGCGGUGUUAACCGUAAAGAUAAGGAUUAUAUUAUUGAACCGGAAGUUGCUCAGAUGCAACGACCAAUUAUAAGAGAAGAAGAUUUGGAACGCCUAAAUGCUAUAGCUAACGAUGACAGUUGGACAAAACAGGAUGACAUUGAUUAUACCAAGAAAUUGACAUUCUCAGAUGAUGAAUCACCCGAAGAUACGCCAACGCAGGAACGUGAGAGACCAGUAUUUAAUAAGACCAACAGUGGAAAUCUCAAUGAUCAACGCAAAAACUCCAAUGCCAGCGGGACAUCCUCCAUCACGGGUGGUGGAGCUGGUGCGGGUAAUUGGCAAAGAAAGGAACGUGACAGUUUGGAAAGGGAAAAAUCUAUCAGCGGUGGGGAUCAUGUAGAUGAUACACGUCACCAAAAUGGCCAUCGACCAGCUGGUGGUACUGGUAGCAUAACCCUAGAUGCCAGUGUCUAUGAAAGAGUUAAACAACGCAAGGAGGAGGAAGAACGUAGAGAAAUGGAAAGGAAAUUGGCAGCUGCAAGAAAGAAACAAGAAUUAGAAAUGAAAAUGAAUAGUAAAAAGGCGGCCGGAGAUGGUGGUUAUGGCUAUGAACAGCAGCAGUCGCAACAACAAACGCAGCAGCAGCAACAACAACAAUCGCAACAAGGACAAAUGAGUUCAUCAACCAGCGGAGAAGAGAGCCAGCAAUCGCGCAGAAGUGGAGGUGGUUAUGAACGUUCGGGCAACUCGGAUAGAGGAAGUACUGGUAGUCGUAGUGGGGGCUACGAUUCACGGGACAUGAGAGGAUCUGGAGAUUUUGUUAGAGGAAGUGGCAAUACCAGUGGUGGUGCCGGAGGUGGCUUAACAAAUGCCGCCAACAAUAACAAUGCAGUAGGAGCUAAGACACAACAAGGCUCUAAAAUAGUAUUUUCAGCUCAUUUUCAGUCGAAUCUACCACCACGGUUUCGUCAACAACAGCAAAUGCAAACGACAGCUUCCUCUGCAGCUGGUGUAGGAGGAAGUAAUGGCUCCGGCGUAAGUGGCAAUAACCAAUCGCAAACCGGUAGAUCUAUUUCUAAUACAAAUAGUAUGGGUAUGGAAAAGUCUUCAUCUUCGACUACAAACAAUUACGAUAAUUCCUCUCGUUACAUACAAAAAGGUUCAGGAACUCAACGUAUGGGCGGUGGAGUUAAUAGUGGAGGACGUGGCGGUGAAUACCGUGAUAACUAUACCCGCAGUGGGGGUUAUCGUUCACGCAAUGACAGUGAAAGAGAUGAUGAUCGUUAUCAUGGUGGUGGGCGCGGUGGCAACCGUGGUGGAGAUGAUUAUGGUCGUGGUAUGGGUCCCAAUCAAUUGUCUCGCAGUAUUUCCGAUACUUCCCAGCGUAAGACUAGUGUCUCAUCAAAUGAUGAUUCCGUAAAACAUGGUUUUACCGGAGACUCUAGCAACUAUGGCAGUGGUUUGGUAUCCUCCUGGGCUGAAGAAACCGAUGCAGAACUAAAGAGACAACGUGAUGAAAGCUUUUCAUCUUCGCACAGUCAUGAAUCGAUACCCAUUAAGAUAUUGCAAAGGCCUCAUACCCAAAAGAGUGUUUCGGAAGAGGAAACUUCACCGCCACAACAAAAGCAGCAACAGCAGCAACAACAGCAGCAUCAUAUGCAACAGCAACAUCAUAAACAACAUCGUAUGAGUGAGAGCAGUGAUCAUCAAUCUUCUAACACUUUCGCCCCCACACAGAUAUUAAGACGUUCUGAAUCGAAUGAUCAAAAUAAAUUGAAUGCUACUGCAUCUACAACAACCAGUCCCACGGAACAACAACAGCCACAACAAGCGGCUAAACAGUCGGAAGAAAGUAAAGAGCAAACACAUAAAACUGAAAAUGAUUUGCAAGCUAAGCGUACGGAAACUGAGACAAAUACGCGCAAAGAACUUUCACCUAAUGUGGGAGAUUCGGAUAACGCCAAGUCGCAGCAACAUGAACAGGAACAACGAGCUCCUUUGCCACAAAGAGAAAAACGUCCCAGUCCUAGAAGCGGCGGAGGACGAGAUUCUGCUGGUGGUGGACGUGGUAAUGACAGAGAUCGUAUUUCUCACUCUCGUAGUUUUGGAGCCAGUGGAGGUUCCUAUCGUGGCGGCAGAGGAGAUGGCGGCGGUUGGAAUCAACGAGGUGGUAAUUCGAGAGGUGGACGUUAUCAAAACUCGGGCAAUAACCAAGAUAUGCAUUAUUCAGAUCAUGAUAAUGAGGAUAAUGAUGAUGAUCACCAUUACUCAAGCGGCAGACGCUCGGAGCGCAGUCCCAAAGUACCACGUAAAGAUGGUGGUGGUGGAAGAGGCCAGGGAGGUCGAAGCAAUGCCGGUUCUUCAGACGAAAGAGGUUUUGCUCCUCGUGGUGAACCCUCACGCAGAGGUCGUGGUGGAGGCGGUAAUGUAGGUGACAGAGGCAUGAAUUCUUCCUCCUCGUUUAGAACACGCUAUGUACAGAGUUAUGAUGAUCAUAACAAAGACUUGAAACGCACCUCAGAGUCAUCGGAGAACAAUAAUACCGAAGUAGACAAAACCAAGCAAAAUCAAAUGGCCUUAAGUGCAGGUCUCACUAAAGUCAAAGACAAAGAUGGUGGAGAACGUUCUCAAACCCAAACAGUAGCGGGAGGCAAACAACAGUCGCCACCACAACAGCAGCAGCAAUUGAAAAAAUCCAAUGAACCUGAAAAGAAAAACUCGACCACUACACCACCCAAACAGUUUGCAGGAAGUGGCCAACAGCAACGUAAGGAAAGUAUUUCAAGUACGAAAACCGAUGAUGAACGCAGCAACAACUCAAACAACAGCAGCAAUACUAACAACCAAGAACGGGACAAGAAAUCUGCUUCUAAGGAAAAAGACUUACCCACAACGGCGGCUCCGACUUCAAGAAGCUCCUCCAAUAUUACCGGUUCAACAAAUAGUGCUUCACUGGCGGCUGGAACACAAGCUAAAAAACAAGAUUUACCAAUGACAACACUGCCAAAUGCUGUUACUCAAGGUACAACCAUAACAGUAAAACCUACUCAGCAACAGCAGGUAAUGCAACAACAACAGCAACCACAAACCAUAACCAAACCGCCACCAGGUCUAGGAGGCACAAUUAUCAAACCAGCCGUCUCAACGUCUGGCAUUUCCUCUUCAAUGCAGCAAAAAGCGGCGCAAGAUUUACAGAAAAGUAAAGCGGAUACAAAUGCCGCUGCGCAAAAACUCGAAAAUGAAAAAUCCAAAAUGUCAACGGUCAGUUCCAUUAGUGUAGACAAUAAGUCCAGUACAGGAGGUCUACUUAUUGAUGGCACACCCGUCAAUACCAUAAUAUUCGAAAAUACCAAUUACAAACAACAAGCACAAGCAGCGCAAAUGAAACGUUCCUCGGAAUCCUUAGUGGCUUCUUCGGUGGUUGUUUCUAAUGUUUCGGGUGUUAAUGUUUCGGUAACCGGUGUAGAUACUCUAACCAAUGCUCUAUCACAAAUGACAUUUGGCGGUAACUCGAAACAAGCAGCCGACAGUAUUGUGCAACAGUCUACAGUAGUUGGUGGUAGCGGUGUAUCAGCUAAUGAUUAUGAUAAGGAAAUGAAGCUUGGCUUUUCAUUUGGUGAUGCCACCGAAUCCUACACUUCAGCCACCAAAGGUAUGACACAACAACAGAAUGACAAUGAAACAAAACAAACGAAUCAAAAUCAUCAGCAGCAGCAACAACAACAGCAGCAACAGGCACAAGCUGCUAUGCAACAGCAACAGCAGCAACAACAACAACAGACUCCCCAACAUCAGCAGCAACAAUCUCAACAGGCUCAAAACAUUAUAUCGGCAGCAGAUUUAAAUAUGAAAAUUGCCAGUGUCAAGAAAGUAUGGGAAAAUGUGCAACCGACUUUGUCCAACGAGGCGGCAUCUACGGUAUUGCAACAACAACAGCAACUACAUCAUCAACAGCAGCAGCAUCAACAACAACAGCAGCAGCAUCAACAGCAACAACAAAUGGAAGCUGUAGAUACUAGCGGUCAUAUGACUGCCGCUUCUUUUGUAGCCGCUGUGGCCGCCUCCCAACAACAGCAGCAACAACAUUUGCCUCACUAUGCUGUAACUGCGGUACACAUGCAACAUCAUUCUUUAUCUUCACCCGGCACUGUGCCCUCGGCAUUUGGUGGUCAUGCUUCAGCAUUCGAUGCUGCUCAAUUGGAGCAACAGUUUAGUCAGACUGCCGCCGGCAUUGUGGUGGGAGCCAAUGAUGAUAACUCCGUAGUAGGUUAUCCCAGUCCACAACAACAACAAAAUGUGCAACAGCAACAACAACAGGGUCUCAAACAUCCCUCGGAUGUUGUGAAACAACAACAGCAGCAGCAGCAACAACAAGUAUCAGCUGCCGCUAAACAAAUGCAACAGCAUCAUGCCUCCUCGAUGGGUAUGUCACCACCACCCAAUCUCCAGCAACAACAGCAGCAUCAACAACAACAACAACAGCAGCAGCAACAACAACAACAACAAUCGGCUGCCCAACAACAAAUACAUGCACCUUUCUAUCAGGCUUCACCACAAUUCACGGGUAUGCCCACCAUACCCAGUCCACCGGCAGCUGUUGUUUACAAUUCAUCACAAAUGCCACCUCCACCCUCGCAGGGAGGACUCUACGCACCAUUCCAUUCUCUUGAUCAUUCAAGUCGUUCACAGUUUUCGGCAGCUGCGGCCCACAGUUUUCCCGGACACUUCGGUGCGGCCGCCGCAGCGGGAGGACCCUUUAAUGCUUAUCCCAUACAAACACCACCGAAUAUGGCUACUGCACCCACCCCCGAAAUGUACUCUAACCUCACUUCACAAUUCCGCAUGGGUGGAGGACCCUCACCGUUUGGCAAUCCCAAUUCGCAGCAACUAAACAAUCCCAAUGCCGCAGCCGUGGCCAUUAUCUCUUCGAAUUCCAAUUCUUUAAUGUCCACAGUGGGUUCUGUCAAACCGCCUCCCUCCUCCCAACAAUUAGGCACCAUUGGCUCUAAGGGAGCUGGUGGCGGUGGACCCUUUGCCGCCGCUCAACAAUAUAUGAACUUGUAUGCUGCUGGUCCACCACCACAGCAUCCUCAAGGAGGUCCUCCUGGACCUCCACCGGGAGCCCAUCAAUUGCAAUCGAAUAGCUACUAUUCAAAUUCUGCUGGCGGACCUAGUGGACCUACCGCUUUCUAUGGUGGUCCACCACCACAAGGCGCUGGAGCUGGUGCUCAAAAUUAUGGUCUGGCGGCUGCAGCCGCAGCUGCUAGCCUUUAUGGAGGACAUGCUGGUCAUCAAGGUGGUCCGCCAGGUUCGAAUGGACCACCUGGUCCUCCACAAGGUCCCCCAGGUCCACAAUCUCAACAUACAAUGGGCAACUUUAAUACACAAUUUAUGAACUCACAACUGUUAACGGCGGCGGCUAUAAAUCAAUUUCGUGGCGGACCAACGCCACAGCAACAGGCAGCGGCUGCCGCGUACAUGAAGUCGAGUCAGCAACAAACGCAUCUACAAGAUUCGAUGGGCCGUCAAUUGAAAAGCCCUUUGGGCGCUGAUGUCAGUUUAAAUUUGGUUAAACAAGCUCAAUCACAACCAAGUCCACCACAUCAUAAAAAUUAUGGAAGUUGGGAUCAAGUAAUGCAACAACAGGCUGCUGCUCAGCAACAACAGCAACAGCAAUCUCAGCAGGCCGUGCAACAAAGAAUGGCUGGUGGCCCUGGUGGUAAUAAUCAAAAUAUGAAUCCUAAUAAUCGUGGGGGAGGUGGUGCUGGUGGUCCACCAGGAUCUCAAGGAUCCCAGGGACGUUAUCCUACGCCCAUACAAAGGCCCACUAACUAUCCACAACAUCCACAGGGACCACAAGUUCAGCAACAGCAACAAGUACAACAGCAACAACAACAGCAGCAGCAACAACAAGCUCAAAGAGGUCAACAACCUCAAAACCUUCGCCAAGGAGGCGGAGGUGGUGGCAAUGGUAAUGGCGGACCGCAAGGUGGUGGCCCUGGUGGUCCCCAAGGCGGUGGCCAAGUAGGUGCUCCUGGUAAUGGAGGAGGCCCUGGUGGUCCCGGUGGUAAUAAUCAAGGUGGCGGCAAUAAUAAUCCACAAUCGGCUAAUCAACAGCAACAACAACUGAAUAAACCCUAUUAUGCGAACAAUGCGGCCAGUGCUGGUCCAAAUCGAGCUAAUCACAAUUAAAUUACAAAAAAAA
This is a messenger RNA of Lucilia sericata (common green bottle fly), 9212 nucleotides long. RefSeq names its product probable serine/threonine-protein kinase DDB_G0282963 (gene nocte). The record is from RefSeq and is a predicted model, not a curated record. The transcript is spliced from 7 exons. Bases 1490 to 9199 code for a protein of 2569 amino acids. Lineage: Eukaryota; Metazoa; Arthropoda; Insecta; Diptera; Calliphoridae. Gene Ontology annotation, biological process: cell differentiation.